AUGUCUAACGCAUCAUUAUCUUGGUUAACCAAAUUGAAUACCAGUGAAACCCCAGAUAAGGUUUUACGUCGUUCGUCUAUUAUCGGUACUAUUGGACCAAAGACCAACAACGUUGACGUUUUGGUCAAAUUAAGAAAGGCCGGUUUAAACAUUGUUCGUAUGAACUUCUCGCACGGAUCUUACGAAUACCAUCAAUCCGUUAUUGACAAUGCUAAGCAAUCGGAAGAAAUCUACAAGGGCCGUCCAUUGGCCAUUGCUUUGGACACUAAAGGUCCAGAAAUCAGAACUGGUACUACCAUUGACGACAAGGACUACCCAAUCUUACCAAACCAUGAAAUGAUCUUCACCACUGACGAAGCUUACGCUAAGAAGUGUGACGACAAGGUUAUGUUCAUCGACUACAAGAAUAUCACCAAGGUCAUCGAAGCCGGUAAAAUCAUAUAUAUUGACGAUGGUGUUGUUUCAUUCGAAGUUUUACAAAUUGUCGACGAUAAGACCUUGAAGGUUAGAUCCGUCAACUCCGGUAAGAUAUGUUCCCACAAGGGUGUUAACUUGCCAGGUACCGAUGUUGACUUACCAGCUUUAUCCGAAAAGGAUAAGGCUGAUAUCAAAUUCGGUGUCAAGAACGGUGUCCACAUGAUCUUUGCUUCUUUCAUCAGAACUGGUGACGAUAUCAAGGAAAUCCGUAAGGUUUUAGGUGAAGAAGGUAAGGAUAUCCAAAUCAUUGCUAAGAUCGAAAAUCAACAAGGUGUCAACAACUUUGACGAAAUCUUAGUCGAAACCGAUGGUGUUAUGGUUGCCAGAGGUGAUUUAGGUAUUGAAAUUCCUGCUCCUCAAGUCUUUGUUGUUCAAAAGCAAUUGAUUGCUAAGUGUAACUUGGCUGCUAAGCCAGUCAUUUGUGCCACCCAAAUGUUGGAAUCCAUGACUUACAACCCAAGACCAACCAGAGCCGAAGUUUCUGAUGUCGGUAACGCCAUUUUAGAUGGUGCUGAUUGUGUUAUGUUGUCUGGUGAAACUGCCAAGGGUAACUACCCAUUCGAAGCUGUCUCCAUGAUGCACAACACCGCUAUCAUUGCUGAAAAGGCCAUCGCUUACCAACCUUUACACAACGAAAUCAGGUCUUUAGCUAACAGACCAACACCUACCACCGAAACAUGUGCCAUGGCUUCCGUCUCAGCUGCCUACGAACAAGAUGCUAAGGCUAUUGUUGUUUUGUCCACCUCUGGUUUCACCUCCAGAUUGGUUUCCAAAUACAAGCCAAAUGUCCCAGUUAUGAUGGUUACAAGAAACCAUAGAGCUGCUAGAUACUGUCACUUGUACAGAGGUGUCUACCCAUUUGUCUACGAAAAGAAAACUGUUGACAACUGGCAAGAAGAUGUCGAAAACAGAUUAAGAUGGGCUGUUUCUGAAGCUAUUGAUUUAGGUAUCAUCAAGAAGGGUGACUCCAUCGUUACUAUUCAAGGUUGGACCAGAGGUUCUGGUCACUCUAACACUGUUAGGGUUGUCCAAGCUUAA
This is a messenger RNA of Debaryomyces hansenii CBS767, 1515 nucleotides long. It is a transcript of the gene CDC19, whose product is annotated as pyruvate kinase. Gene Ontology annotation, cellular component: cytoplasm. The transcript has a single exon. NCBI's taxonomy places the organism in Eukaryota, Fungi, Ascomycota, Pichiomycetes, Serinales, Debaryomycetaceae. Gene Ontology annotation, molecular function: potassium ion binding; pyruvate kinase activity; magnesium ion binding. Gene Ontology annotation, biological process: glycolytic process. The coding region runs from base 1 to 1515 and encodes 504 amino acids. The record is from RefSeq and is a predicted model, not a curated record.